Messenger RNA from Oryza brachyantha (malo sina), 2919 nucleotides. RefSeq lists its product as uncharacterized. The coding region runs from base 430 to 2580 and encodes 716 amino acids. The record is from RefSeq and is a predicted model, not a curated record. The transcript has 11 exons. Lineage: Eukaryota; Viridiplantae; Streptophyta; Magnoliopsida; Poales; Poaceae.
CCAUCCCAUCCACGUUUCUGCAAUUUCCUCUCUCGUCCCUCGCGACACGACGGCGGCGCUCUCCGCCGACCGCGCCGCCUCCGCCCUCCCCUCCACCCGCCGGAGCUACUGCUUCCUCCCUCCCGAGGGGAGCCCCUCCUCCGCCUCCGCCUCCUCAGCGCCAGCCGCCCUCGAGCUCCCCCGCCCCGCUCUACUGGACUGGCGCCGAGCGGGAGGGGGAGAUCCACCCCCCGGGGCUCGGAUUGAUCCUGUUGGUGGGGUUUUGCAUGCUGUUUUGGGCGAGCAAUUUGGCAAGCGGAAUUGUGUUCCCGAAGGACAGACAUCAGGAGUUGGAGAGAGAUGUGCUGCUGCACUGUACGAGGGUACUGUUUUACCAAGGGAAGAUGGACAGAUUUAUUUAGCCUUGCCUGAGCUGUGAAUCUUGAAACCAUGGCUCGAAAAGGAAGUCAAAGUAAAAGUGCUCCAAAUCGUGCUCCAACUAACCGGCAAAAUACAACUAACAUCGAUGUACUAAAUACACCAAAAAGUGAUGUGAUGGAUGGUGACAAUCAAAGUUCACAUGUUCAAGGAAACUAUGGCCAGAAAACAAAAGGUAAUAAGAAGAACAACAGAAGCAAUGGCAUUUCAUCCUCAGGCAAAUCAGAUGACAGAGCCUCAAAACAGCAGUCAGUAGACACCAAUUAUGAUAUAAGCAAUUCAGGAGAAAAUGAAUUGUCAUUCAGUGCUCCCAAAGUAAGAAGAGAUGGCAGAAAAUCUUCACGGCGCGGAUGUGGUAAAAACUCAUCAAUAGAACAAACCCCAAUGCCGGUUUUUGCUAACAAAGUAUUGGAGAAGACCAGGUGCAUAGCUUGCAUGGCUGCAUCAAUUUUUAGGGCUUCCGUGAUGUAUAUAAUGGAAGAAAGCAAACUGCUAGUUGAGAGAAAUAGGCCAGCAAUCACAACUUUCAUGUCUAUUGUACAGAAGGGGCAUGACUAUGUCAGCGGGAAAAUUGGGUAUGCUUAUCCUAUUUGUCGGGCAUGGAUGUUUAAUGCUGGAAAGUUGAUAUUGCUCUUGUUGGCAGUUUGGUUCAACUGCAACAUAAGGGGCUUCGAUUCUUUGCUACGACUGGGGACAAACUCAUUCCUUGUGGUACUUUGGUGCAGCACGCUAUCAAUUUUUGCAAUGCUUGGACUAAAGAAAAUGCUAAUAUUAUUGGUAAUUUCUGCUGCUGUAGUUGCUUUUGUUGGUCUUGGUCUUGCUGUCCUGGUUAUUGCAGUGGUUGCCGUGGUGAUUUUGUGGCUGUAUGGAAGCUUUUGGACAACAAGUGCCAUCAUAAUUCUUGGAGGUGCUUCCUUUUUCUUGAAGCAUGAACGUUUUGCACUUCUUGUCACCUGCCUAUAUUCAAUGUAUUGUGCAAAAAGCUAUGUUGGAUGGCUUGGCUUGCUUUUGAGCCUGAACUUAUCUUUCAUUUCAAGUGAUGUUCUUGUGCAAUUCCUAAAGAACAAUGUAGACGAUAACAAAUCUACUGGCUCUUCAAGGAACUCUGGGCAAAAUUCAGGCAGAUCUGGCUUCUUUGGAGAAUUUCAACAAUCAUCAGCAGACAAUACCUCACAGUCCGGAUAUGCUCAACCAUCAGAUCGUGGCCCUGGUGAUCCUUCAACUAGUGGAGCUGAAAAAGAGCUGAACUCUGAAGAUGAGGUGGCUCGUUUACUGAACUGCACCGAUCACUAUUCAGCGUUAGGUUUUCAUCGUUAUGAAAGUAUAGAUGUGUCAUUACUCAAGAGAGAAUACAAGAAAAAGGCUAUGUUAGUCCACCCUGAUAAGAACAUGGGCAAUGAUAAAGCUGCUGAUGCAUUUAAAAAACUUCAAAAUGCUUAUGAGGUUCUUCUUGAUUCUUUGAAACGGAAGACAUAUGACGAUGAGUUAAGGAGGGAGGAGCUUUUAAAUUACUUCAGACGGUUUCAGAGUGCUUCUCAAAAGAAAGGAGGAAGUGGUUUUUUCCAACAAGGGUUUAGCCCUUCUGAAGGUGUUGAUGAAGGACCUCAUGGUUUAUCAAGAAGAAUAGCCUGCAAGAAAUGUGGUGACUUCCACCUGUGGAUUUAUACAGGAAGAGCUAAAUCACAAGCUAGAUGGUGUCAGGACUGCAAAGAUUUUCACCAAGCUAAAGAUGGGGAUGGAUGGGUUGAGCAGUCUUUUCAACCUGUUCUAUUUGGAUUGCUGCAAAAGCCUGAUUUGCCUCAUGCAUAUGUUUGUGCUGAAAGCAACAUUUUUGAUGUCACUGAGUGGUUCAGCUGUCAGGGAAUGAGAUGCCCAGCAAACACUCACAAGCCGAGCUUUCAUGUCAACGCCAGCUUGGCAAAGCAGAGCAGUGGCAAGGGGAGCACCUCGGCGCAGAGGGGUGGAGGGGUCCCUAACGGGGCAAACAUGGAUGGGGUAAUUGAUGAAGAGGAGUUCUUUGAGUGGUUGCAGAAUGCAAUGCAGUCUGGCAUGUUUGAAGCGUUUGGUGCGCAAAACGAGCCCACCUCUCCAGGAAGUGGAAGCAAUGGUAAGGGUAGUAAUAGCAGUAACAAGAAAAAGAAGAAGGGCAAGAAGCAAUGGUAACCGAAGAAGCUUUGGUAGCCAUUCCUCUGGUGAGCUGAAAGAAGUAAAACAGAUAUAGUUAUGCAGGAAAACACCGCAAUAAAAGGUCCUCCUGGCUUCACAAUCGACCUGACUCGGUUAAGGUGAUACCAUUUCAGAAUCAUGAUUCGACUUGCUGUGAUUCCAUAUGGAGAGAAUUGGAAAAUCAGAGAGAAAAGAGAGAACAUGUAUGUGACAAAGAUUGUUGAAGUGCAAAAUGCACAUAUGUUUAGCCCAUAUGAAUGAAUUGUUGGGCUGGUAGCGUAAGCUGCAAUUUCCGUAAUCCUGUCAUCAGUAUAUAUAUUGCAUCGUUCUGCUGAA